AUGUUAGGUCUCUUCUUGUGUCUAAUGAUUGCACCAUUUUUUGCAUUCAAUGAUUUGACACAAUUCUUACUAUUCUUGGAACCAAAUCAUUCAUGUAUUGACCGAACCGAAGAAAUUCAUGUCUAUUAUAAUAUUAUUUGGUUUACAACAUCUGAUCAACAAAUCUCAAAACAAUGUGAACUUAUAGACAAAUCUGGAAAUAAGACUAAUUGUAUUUAUGGCCAUCAAUACAACUAUUCACACAUUUAUCCGACAAUCGUUUCUGAGAAUAACUGGGUUUGUGAGGACAGUUGGAAAUUGUAUUUCGUUCAUACAAUAUACUGGWCCGGAUCACUGAUUGGGGUAUACGUUAUCGGCAGUAUAUCUGAUAGCUACGGGAGAGUACCAGCCAUAGGAGUUUGUCAUCUAAUUAGUGCAAUUGCCGGAACCGCUACAAUAUUUUUCUCCCACAGUUUUAUUGUUUUACUCAUUUCCCGAGCAUUCAUGGGUUUUGUAGUAUUAUCUCAGGGAAUGUUUGCCGUAGUGUUGGUCAUGGAGUUCGUGGGAAUCGAUGGCCGUAUGAUUAUAUCGACUCUGUUUUUGUUUAGUUAUUCAAUAACGGCUACCAUUCUUCCGUGGAUUGCAUACUAUAUCCAUAACUGGAGAAUAUUAAGCGUUAUUACAUCCGUUCCCCUCUUUAUUAUACCAAUCAUAUGUUUAUUUAUUCCCGAAUCUGUUCGUUGGCUUAUUUCCAAAGGCGAGCACUCAAAGGCUGAAAAGAUAAUCAAAAGAAUAUCAUUAAUAAAUAAAAAGACAAUAACUGAUGAGGAAAUUAAUAUGAAAAAUAUUAAAGUAGACGAAACUAAAAAUCAAUCGUUGUUUCAAUUGGCGCUACAAAAUAUCGGUUAUACGGGUGGCAACAUAUACGCGGCCAAUGUCUCUAACAGUCCUUUCAUUAUGUUAUCGGUAAAUUCGGCACUGGAUGUGAUCGCAACCUUUUUCUCCAACAAAUUUUCCAAUACUUAUGGCCGAAAAAUCACUACAAUUGUCAGUUGUUUUUUGGCUGGAAUUUCAUAUAUAUCGGCAGCUUUUAUACCAUUUCAUUUGUAUAAAAUUCAAUUGGCUGUCCUGUUAGUCGGCAGACUUACCUUCACGUGUGGAUAUAAUGUACAAUACAUAUAUGCAGCUGAAGUCUAUCCAACUGUAGUCAGAAGCAGAGCACUGGCUGUUCGUUUGGCUGUAGGAUCUAUCGGUAACUUAAUUAGUCCACAGAUUGUAGAGCUGGCAAUAUUUGGAAAACAAAUACCACUAUUUUUAUUUGGAUUUUGCGCUUUUAUGGCUUCCGCUUUAAUGACACAAUUACCCGAAACUUUGGACAAACCAUUACCMGAGACUUUAGAAAAUGGCAAUAGUCUUGGAAAGAAAAUAAAUGCAAGAAGACGGUCAACAUUUAUAGCGGUAUGUAUGGCACCGGUAGAGAUACCACUUAAUGUUGGCGAUGAUAAUCAUCUCAAUGUCAAUACUUCCACUGUUGACAACAUUCAACUGAGACAUUAUCCCAAAUUAAAUAAUAAACAGUUGACUAAACUUUAA
Oppia nitens is the source of this 1572-nucleotide messenger RNA. Its product is annotated as organic anion transporter 3-like. Gene Ontology annotation, cellular component: membrane. The transcript has 6 exons. Gene Ontology annotation, molecular function: transmembrane transporter activity. The record is from RefSeq and is a predicted model, not a curated record. The coding region runs from base 1 to 1572 and encodes 523 amino acids. NCBI's taxonomy places the organism in Eukaryota, Metazoa, Arthropoda, Arachnida, Sarcoptiformes, Oppiidae. Gene Ontology annotation, biological process: transmembrane transport.